AACCAUGGGCUAUAGAUGAAAUCUAACAUGGACCACCAGAAAAAAGGGGGGAAACAACAGCAAUAAAGAACAUGUAAAUAUUGAUGGGGAAAAGAAUUAACACCUCCUUACAUUUGGUGCCUUACUGUCUUAGGAUUCUACUAUGCAUCAUUGUCUCUGGAGUCUGGACACCCCCAUUAUAUACAAACUAUGUUACCACUGUUGCAGAAGCUUUUCUCCACUUGGUGCUACCUACUGUUGUUUCGAACGCAGUCCUUUCAGGAUUUGACAAACCAAUCAGAUUAAAUAUACAUUGAGUGAAAGUUUAAAUUUCAGUUACUAUAAGAUAUUACACAUUUUUGGUGCGUUUUAGGAAGUAAUAGUGUCUGCAUGGCUGCCUGCACUGAGGGACAUAAACCAGCAGGUAUAAAGCUGGUUCCCUCAGAACUGGCUAGAAACAGCUGGGGGUAACAGUGCAUAAUCAUCUAUUAAUUUUCAAACCAUAGCUGCACAAUAUGGUAUCAGGCUGUCUUUCUAAGCUUUAUAGGACCUCACUGGAUUUCACCUUUCUAUAAUGUCUUGCCAUCUUUGUUCAAUACAGAAAAGACUAGUCAUUUAUAUCUAUAUGUAUUAGCAAUGCUACUCAUUAUGCUAGCAGUUUUGCCUUCGCACAAUAUACAUGUUUGCCUUUGUCUUCUUCCUCACAAUUCUUCCAAUCUUUCACUCUAUUUGGCACCUUUGACUUUAAGGCCAUUAUGAGUGGUCAACAGUGCAUGUGAAUUGCAGAUUUUCUACUGGUUAAUAGCAGUGGACUGACUGGUGGUGGAUUGAAGCUGUGGUGCUUCUGUUUCAAAAAGGAAAUAUUUUCUUGUUACAAUCAUCUAUGUGUAUUAUACUGCUGGCUUUCUAGUUCUUAUCAUGCAAUCUGCAUACACUCUAGCCUGUAAUGCAUAUGCAUCCAUUUUUUGUUAGUCUUUCCCUUCCUCUCAGGCACCAAACUGGUCAAAUUAUCAAAUCGCUGGUUCAAGCUGCGUUGAUCACAUAAGUAUUAAGUAACCAGCUGGUAAUCAGAGGUUUUUAAACAGCUGUUCACCCUGCCGGUUGCAUUUACCUGCAUGCUUUUCAUUGUCUGUGCUUCUUUGAGUCCUUUCCACCAGUUGUUUUUGUUUACCUCACUAAAAGUACGAUCUUCUUGGCUUUAUACACCUCUCAUCACUUUUCGGCUAUAUAAUAGCUGUAAUUAUCACUUCUCUUCAUUGAUGUCAGAAAUUUUCCACUUUACUGUAGCCCAUUACAUGUGACUAUUGGAUCUUUGAAUCAUGUGCCUGGGAUGAAUAAUCAGAGCGACUGCUACGUUCCUCUGAUUUUUGUCAUCCCCACUCCUUUCUGAUUGAUAUAUGUAAAAUGAUGGAUCCUUCUGCGAGUGAUGUUUUGUUUUCUUUGGCAAGAAGUUAUUUUGGUUCCUUUUAUGGCAUUGACAUUUACAUAAUUUUAUGACAAUUAUUAUUUUGGUUCAGAGAGGGAUUGCUUACAUCAUACAACGCUAAACGAGUGAUAUAUUGCUUCAUUUUUUGAAGUUCGGGAGGCAAUCCUGAACUCUGACUGCAUCUGUUGAAUAUAUAUGCAAUGAUUAUAUUGCGCUAGGUUACUUGAGUAAGGAUUAAUUAGCACUGCUCCUUGUGAAAUCGGUUGCUUAUUUUCUUGCUUAUGAUAAAGAAAAUCUCAACACUAAGAAUCAACUUAUCGUUGGGUAGUUAUGCCUGACAUGGAGAAGCUGCGUGUCUUAAUUUAAUAUUGUUGGGUGAAUGUGAACCACACCAUUAGCUGUCUUAAACUUGAGCUUUAUAACUCAAGUAUUUGAGGGACACUGAUUCAUUGCCUGUCACCUAUAGGGUCAUCUUUACCUGUCAAAGUGUCAGUGUUCUGUGUGACAACUUCACUUCUAUAUAUCUGGAUAGACUUUGCUAGUUACCUUCUAUGACAUCUUUAGCAUUUUUAUAACAUUACCUUUUUAACACGCGACUGUUAAAAUUGUUGUGUCCUUUGCCUUGCAAAUUCCUAAACUCUACAACUUUGUUGCUUGUCAAGUCAUGUUAACUUUAUUUAACCCUACCUCGUUUUUUGUGUGGUAUCAGGUAGAGAUGAUGAUAAAGCAUAGUCGUUGACUUAGUCUGCCUUAGCUAUUUCCUGAGGCUAAGGGAAAUAAUAAUUGGCGUUAUGGCAUUUCGAAAUAUGGUAUGCACUCCCCAAGUUGUUGACCUUACAUCUGAGAGAGGGCAAGCUCGUGGAGGCAAUGCCAGUGAGAUAUCCAAUCAAGGUGCACAACAUGCUGUCAGAGUUGUAGGAAACACGACUAACAUUGGUCUCUCAGAUAUAAGAAAUUACUAUGAUGUGAGCAUAAAUCAUCAGCAUCAGCCUGUUCCUAACCCACCCCUGAAUUUAGGUGCUGAUUCUGGUUUUGUCUUCACAUCAACUAUGUACAGUCCCUGCAUGUCACCAACAUCAAUGAACAGAUAUGCUUCUCAUGCUCAGAGCUUUGGAUCGACGAAUCAACCAUUGCCUUUAAACCAAGUCCCAGGAAGUAUGGAUGAGAGUAGCAGAAAUGAUAGUACUGGUGAAAGUGCUAGAGGACAUAUUAAAAGGAAAAAUGCUGCAGUCGUGGGAAGCUACCAUUUUGUUAAUGGAUUUGCAAGCUCAAGCUCAUCUUCUCAUGCACCUCAGAAUCCUAUGCUUAGGCCUUGGGAUCCUUCUUUUGAAUCCAAUGUUUCCUCUAAUGUUGCACCAUUCAGCCCAUCAGAAUAUCACGGCCACAGCAGUUGGCAAUCCUUAGAAGGAUCUUCUGUAACUGGAACUAAUGGGUUCAAUUCAAUGCCUGUUCAUCCAGAAUCAGCACAGUGUGCGAACUAUACAUUUCCAGCAACUCACAUUGGCCGUUCAUGGAUGUCCCAGGCUGCAAAUUGUAUUGCUGAUGGAAUUCCCCAGUGGGAAUACAUCAAUGCAACUACUAAUGUUCAAGCAGGCAGAUUUGCCCAUUCAGGAGCCACAGAAAUGGCAAAUGGAGGUUUUCAUGAAUAUCAGAAUGGCCCUUCAGCUGUUUGUCGGGGACCUGUACCUUACUUCCCCCAGCACAUGAUGCAUGGAAUGCAAGCUCAUAAUAUGCUUGAUCAUAAUCAAAUGCAAGUCCCUUAUCAACAAUGUCACAAUAAUGGUUUAUUGCAUGGUGGUGUUAAUUAUACUGGAAACCGUCUCCACUUAGGUCCACAAAUUCCAGUUCUCUUCUCCAGUUCUGAGCGUACUUUUGGGCCUCCACAGCAUCCGUUUCUGGCAAAUCCAGUUAACCAUCGGAACAUAAGGAUUCUACCACCUGAGCAGCAUGCCACUAUAAUGGAUUUUUCAAGAUUGUAUGAAGUGUCAAAUUCUGUAGAUGAGCAUAGAGAUAUGCGGCUAGAUACAGACAGCAUGACUUAUGAGGAGCUUUUAGCACUAGAAGAGCAGAUCGGAGAUGUCAAUACUGGUUUGACAAAAUGCCUCAUUGUAGAUAAAUUGAAGACUAGCUUAUAUGUUCCAGGAACAUCCAGCAUGUCUGAUCAGCCAUCUAACUCUUCUCUAGAGAAUGAUGCUUGCAUUAUAUGCCAGGAGGAGUACCAGGUUAGAGAUUGCAUUGGCACCCUUGACUGUGGUCACAGGUACCAUGCAGAGUGCGUGCACCAGUGGCUGUUGGUGAAGAACCUAUGCCCCAUCUGCAAGACAACAGCAUUGUCUACCGACCAAAGACAUGGACAAUGAGCAGGAAUGAAUAAGCCUGUUAGCUAUUUGCUUCGACAAACGUUCACCUCAAUUUUGUAUAUAAGAAGUGGUAGACAAUGGUGCUACUUGUAUUUGCUGUUCACCUUGCUGUGAUCGGGAGUACUCAAGCUUCCUGAAACUGUACAGCCAUAACAUUUAUUAUUUUUCUCCAAAUGUAGAAUAUUUUAAGUUGCUCAGUUCGCCCCCCUUGUGUAUGAAGAGGCGAACCGGGGAAACAAAGCUUCCGUAAUGGCAUCGCUAGGCAGCCUUGUAUCUAUGUUGACUUUAAUGAAACUAAUACAGCAUGGAUCCUCCUGUACA
Molecule: messenger RNA, 4086 nt
Organism: Panicum virgatum (switchgrass)
Lineage: Eukaryota; Viridiplantae; Streptophyta; Magnoliopsida; Poales; Poaceae
Product: probable E3 ubiquitin-protein ligase ZFP1
Exons: 5
Coding region: 2197-3765 (522 amino acids)
Molecular function (GO): ubiquitin protein ligase activity
Source: RefSeq, a predicted model, not a curated record